UAGACACAAUUCAAACACCUGAUACUCCUUUAAUGUGACGGUGCAACAAUUGUCAAACAAUCCUCUGCCAGAAAGGCUCUCUCUUUUUCCAACUCCCUCUUCAGUUUCAACAUCAUCACCACCAUAACAAACACCAAAUAACAAGUAUCCAUACAUGGAAUUUUCUGAUCUCCAUCCUUUCUCAAUAGGUUUCUAAAGAAGGCAAAAGAAGAAAAAAAAGUACCAAACUUCCACCUGCCAUUUGCUACAGAAAGACAAAAUGGAUAGAUAAACAGAAUAGCCCAAAGCCAUGCUUCCAUUUCUCUUUCUCUCUCUCUCUUUCAAAACCAUGUUCAUUUCUACACUUUGCCGAGCAGUAGCUGUAAUGUGCUUUGAAAAACAGUGCUUUUGAAGAUCCUCCUUGUACACUUUUUUACUAGAAUAAAAAUACCCAACACCCUAAUCAUUUCAACCCCACAAACCCUCCUCCUUGGCCUUUCUUUUUAUAAAUCAAAGGGAACCCAUAAAAGAAAAAGCAGGAAAAAAAAAAAGGAUAAAGAGAAGAAACCCAUCUCUCUUUGGAUUGGAACACAAUCUUCUUCCUUCCUUUUUUUUUUCUUCUUUUUUUCUCACUCACUCUGUUUUCACUCUGCUUUUCAAAGGUAUCCCAAUCUUCACCCCACCAACCGCCAUUUCUUCAUCUUAAAGCUUCAUAAUCCAUCAAUGUCAUUCUGUAAUUACUAAAAAGAGUAGAAAAAAGGGGUUGGAGAAUAAAAGGAAAGAUGGAUGUUGGUAGAAGAAAAGUAGGGGUUGGUAGCAAUAGUGUGGUUUCAGGGUCUGUUUGGGAGAGUAGAAUGAAGAUGGAUGAAGUGAAAGGUGGGAUUAAGGUCUUCAAUGGAGAAGAUGGGAGUAGUAAUAAAGAAGGUAAAGUUGUAACAAGAUCAAUGUCUAAGAGAAUUAGUUUAGAAGGAUCUGAAAAGUCCCCAAUUCAGAUUGGUAAAGGGAAGAGAAAUAGCGAUGACACAAAGAGUCCAAUUCAGCUUCGGAAGAUGAGAUCUGAAGAAAUUGAGAGAAGCCCCAAUCAGCUUAGGAAGUCGAAAUCCGAAUUGGUUGAGAGAAAUGAAAAAACCCAAAUUCAACUCAGGAAGGUGAAAUCGGAGUCUGUGAAGACGAUCGUUGAUGAUAAUGUGAAGGCCAUUGUUGUUGUCGGUGGGAAAAAUGGAGGAAAUUCAGAGCAUCUUCAAUGUCCAGAAUCGGAAUCGAACGAGGAAUUGAGUGAAAUCGAGAAGGGAAUCCAUGGAUCUAUUAAGGAAAUUGAGAAACCUCAAGUUGAGAUUGAGACAUCUUGUAAGGAAUUUGGAGUUUGCCAUAUUUCAACCAUGGCGGGUCCAAUCAAAUCCACUCAAAAAGUAUCGAUCAAUGACAAUGAAAAUGAAGCCAACGAAGAGGAAGAAACAGAGGAAGAAGAAGAAGACGACGACGACAAUGAAAUCGAGAAGGAAAGCUUCGAUAUCAAGGAGAUCAAUUUACCAGAACCCAAAAAAGUUGUGAAUGAAGUGAAGAAAUUCCACCAAAUCUACGAAAAACCAGUUCCAAAUUCCACAAAACCCACUUACACAUCAAAAGAGUAUCACAACUUCCAAGAAAAAGGCAACAAAUUGCAAAGCUUAGUGGAUUUAAUAAUGUGGAAGGAAGUAUCGAGAUCUGCCUUCGUUUUUGGGAUUGGAUCUUUUGUUAUAAUAUCAUCUUCAUACACUAACGACAUCAACAUCAGCUUUAUUUCUGUGGUGUCAUAUGUGGGACUGUUCUACCUCGCUGCCACGUUUUUGUAUAGAUCCAUUAUUUGCAGGGGAGCCAUUGAUAUGGAGAAUGUAAGGAAUGUGGUUGGUGAAGAAGAAGCAAUUUGGGUACUCAAAUUGUUACUUCCUUACUUGAAUGAGUUCUUGUUAAAGCUUAGAGCUCUGUUUUGUGGAGAUCCUGCCACUACAAUGAAGCUGGCUGUACUGCUAUUUGCCUCGGCUCGAUGUGGCUCCUCCAUAACCGUCUGGAAAGUGGCCAAAUGGGGAUUCUUUGGAGUGUUUACUUUACCCAAAAUCUGCUCUUCGUAUUCCUCACACCUGGCUGCUUACGCUAAAUUUUGGGUUCGACGGUUUCGUGAUGCAUGGGAAUCAUGUUCUCAUAAAAAAGGUGUUGCUCUUGCAAUCUUCGUUCUUGUUUGGAACUUGUCCUCUGUCGUCGCUCGCGUCUGGGCUGCAUUUAUGCUUUUUGUAGCGUUUAGAUAUUACCAGCAAAGUAUACAAACAGAGGAAUACUGGGGGGAUGAGGAUGAUCAGGUUGAAGAAGAAGGCGAUGAAACGUGUCAAGCUUCCAUCGGAAAGGAAAAAUAUGGGAGUGCUUCCCUUUUUGGAGGCAUUGGCAGCAGUGCCAAGCAAAAGAAGAAAUUUUGAAAUUAAAAAUCUCAUAGUAUUUUUAAAAAUAAAUUUUGGGUAUUUUUACUCUUUAGCUUUCAACUUCAAUUCAAUCAGCAUAAGUCGUAGUAGAUGCUUCCUUGCUGUUUGAUAUAAUUCUAUGGUCCAUUUUUAAAAAAGAUCGUCAAUUGUUUUGUUUUUGUUUGGGCUACAUAUAUGUAAAUAUUUGUGGGUUAGUGUUUAAUAAAAUCAAGCAAUUCCAUUA
Messenger RNA from Cucumis melo (muskmelon), 2652 nucleotides. RefSeq names its product reticulon-like protein B21. The transcript has 9 exons. NCBI's taxonomy places the organism in Eukaryota, Viridiplantae, Streptophyta, Magnoliopsida, Cucurbitales, Cucurbitaceae. Bases 762 to 2426 code for a protein of 554 amino acids. The record is from RefSeq and is a predicted model, not a curated record.